CGAUUGCUAACCUUGAAAAGUAUGUUAAUGUUAUUGAAAUUUGAUUCAAAGUUAUCAGCGAAUUAAAAUUGUUAAUGGACCACCAUCUAAUUAAAACAUUCUAGAUUACAUUACGAUUCCAAUCUUAUAUCUUGCUCAAUUUUUGAUAUAAUUACCGUCUUUUGAUAGCGAUUAUCAAUUCCAGAACAUCAAAACCGCUAAAAUGCAUAAAAGAGUAAUUCCUAAUGAUUUUGAUGAAUCAAAGACUGCAGAACUAUGUCUAAAUUUAUACAGAAACUCUUUGAAAUCAAAAGAUAUGAAUUACGAUGGAACUCACUUUGAAAGUCAGUGUCCUCAUGUUUUCGUAACUUUAGGGGCUUCCGGUGAUCUAGCUCGUAAAAAAAUUUAUCCUACUUUGUGGUGGCUUUUUCGUGACAAUCUUUUGCCUCCAAAUACCGUUUUCUUUGGGUAUGCUAGAUCGAAGACUUCUAUUAGUGAUAUUAAAGAAAAAUGUGAGCCUUAUAUGAAUGUUAAACCAAACGAGAAACAGAGGUAUGAAGAGUUUUGGAAAUUAAAUAGUUAUGUAUCUGGACAGUAUAUAUCUAGGACUGAUUUUGAGCUUUUAAAUCAAGAAAUAGAGAAAUUUGAAAAAGUGCCUGUUGUGAAUAGAUUAUUUUAUUUAGCAUUGCCACCGUCUAUUUAUGAAGAUGUUACUGUUCACAUAAAGAAUAACUGCAUGGGGAAAAAAGGAUGGACAAGAGUGAUAAUAGAAAAACCUUUUGGCCGCGACUUACAAUCGUCCAACAAACUCUCGAAUCACCUAAGUCACCUGUUCACGGAACAGCAAAUUUAUAGAAUAGAUCAUUAUUUAGGAAAAGAAAUGGUACAAAAUUUGAUGACGCUUAGAUUCGGUAAUAGAAUAUUCAAUCCCACAUGGAACAGAGACAACAUAGCUUCGAUACAAAUAAGUUUUAAAGAACCAUUCGGUACUCAAGGAAGGGGCGGAUAUUUCGACGAGUUUGGGAUCAUUCGGGAUAUUAUGCAGAAUCAUCUUCUACAAAUUUUAACGUUGGUAGCAAUGGAAAAACCUGCCUCGUGCCAACCGGACGAUAUUAGGAAUGAAAAAGUAAAGGUUCUAAAAAGCAUUCAAGUGAUCCAACCGAAAGAUGUCGUCCUCGGCCAAUACGUAGGAAAUCCUGAAGGAGAAGGCGACGCCAAAAUGGGAUAUCUCGAAGAUCCCACUGUACCUAAAGAUUCCGUUACUCCCACUUAUGCUCUAGCCGUGUUGCGAAUCAACAAUGAGCGAUGGGAUGGUGUGCCCUUUGUACUUAAAUGUGGAAAAGCGUUAAAUGAACGCAAAGCGGAAGUACGGAUACAAUUUAGAGAUGUUCCGGGAGAUAUUUUCGAUGCUAAACCGAAAAGAAACGAAUUGGUUAUCCGUGUCCAACCUGGAGAAGCUUUGUAUGUCAAACUGAUGGUCAAAACUCCCGGUAUGGCUUUCGAUAUGGAAGAAACCGAAUUGGAUUUAACAUACGGAAGCAGAUAUUCGAAUGUGAAACUGCCCGAUGCCUACGAACGUUUAAUUUUGGACGUUUUCUGCGGAUCGCAAAUGCACUUUGUCCGAUCUGACGAGUUGAGCGAAGCUUGGAGGAUAUUCACUCCUUUGUUGCAUCAAGUUGAAAAAGACAAAGUAAAACCUAUUCCAUACGUAUAUGGAAGCAGAGGUCCCAAGGAAGCAGAUGAACUGUUAAUUAAUAACAACUUUUGCUAUACAGGAUCGUACAAAUGGAAGCCGAAUCAUUAAAGAUGCGAUCAAAAAUUUUUAAUUUACGUUUCAAAGAAAAUUGUUGACAAUAAAGAUUUUUUUUAGAAAUUUGUUAUUUAUGUUUAGAC
This is a messenger RNA of Psylliodes chrysocephalus, 1872 nucleotides long. The record is from the annotation of a GenBank genome assembly. NCBI's taxonomy places the organism in Eukaryota, Metazoa, Arthropoda, Insecta, Coleoptera, Chrysomelidae.